AUUGAGUUUUAGCUAUGGCUUCGUUUUUUUCUAGCUUAAUGAUUAGUUUGGGCUUGUUGGUCCUAGUUUUGGGGAGUGGCAAUGCAACACUUUCCACAAACUUCUACUACAGCUCUUGCCCUAAACUUCUUGACACUGUGAAAUGUACGGUGGAAUCCGCUAUAUCAAAGGAGACACGCAUGGGUGCUUCUCUCCUACGUUUGUUCUUCCACGAUUGCUUUGUCAAUGGAUGUGAUGGAUCGAUUCUACUUGAUGACACAUCAAAAUUCGCCGGAGAGAAGAACGCAAAGCCAAAUAGAAACUCUGCACGUGGAUUUGAAGUGAUCGACCAAAUCAAGUCAGCAGUAGAGGCAGUGUGCCCAGGUGUUGUUUCCUGUGCCGAUGUCCUUGCUAUCGCUGCCAAAGACUCUGUUGAGAUUCUUGGAGGCCCAACUUGGAAUGUGAAACUUGGAAGAAGAGACGCUAGGACUGCGAGCCUAUCUGCUGCCAACAACGGCAUCCCACCACCCACUUCAAACCUCAAUCAGCUCAUCUCCAGGUUCUCUGCACUUGGACUUUCGACCAAAGACUUGGUCGCAUUGAGCUGGGCUCACACAAUUGGACAAGCAAGGUGCACCACCUUUAGAUCCCGCAUCUACAAUGAGACUAACAUAGACACUUCCUUUGCUCUCAACACAAGGCAACCAAAGUGCCCAAAGGCAUCAGGGUCAGGGGACAACAACCUCGCACCACUUGAUCUGAAGACGCCCACAUCGUUCGACAACCACUACUUCAACAAUCUUGUUGACAAGAAGGGGCUCCUCCACUCCGACCAACAACUCUUCAAUGGUGGAUCCACUGACUCCAUCGUUCGCGGCUAUACCACUGAGCCGGCCUCCUUUUACUCUGAUUUUGUCACUGCCAUGAUCAAGAUGGGUGACAUCAGUCCUCUCACUGGAUCUCAAGGAGAAGUUAGAAAGAACUGCAGGAGUGUGAAUUAACUUUUAUAAAAGACAUAUAUAUUUUAAUGCAUUUAGAAUAAGUUUGUUCUUGCUUUGUCUUAUGGUAGUAGUUGUGUACUACCUACUAUGUCUUGUAUCUCGUUAUUUUUGCUUCCAAAGUCUGAAUAUUUGAAGUUGAAAUGCAAAGA
Messenger RNA from Lotus japonicus, 1129 nucleotides. Its product is annotated as peroxidase 4-like. Gene Ontology annotation, biological process: hydrogen peroxide catabolic process; response to oxidative stress. The transcript has 4 exons. Gene Ontology annotation, molecular function: heme binding; peroxidase activity. The coding region runs from base 15 to 980 and encodes 321 amino acids. NCBI's taxonomy places the organism in Eukaryota, Viridiplantae, Streptophyta, Magnoliopsida, Fabales, Fabaceae. The record is from RefSeq and is a predicted model, not a curated record.